Messenger RNA from Penicillium egyptiacum, 1200 nucleotides. The record is from the annotation of a GenBank genome assembly. NCBI's taxonomy places the organism in Eukaryota, Fungi, Ascomycota, Eurotiomycetes, Eurotiales, Aspergillaceae.
AUGUCCAUCAUCCUUGAAGACAACCAGUCUCCCGGAUUCUUACGUCUCGGCCCCACAUGGUAUCAUGAGAUUCCCUUUUUACCUCAUGGAUGGGAGACAACCAAUGAUCGAGGGUCUGGAUCACUUAAGCAUGCAGCGAUGAGAGCACUACUGCGGGACCAGUCGGCGCUGAAGCCUGAGUUAUUUGAAUACGUCCACUGGUAUCUGGCAGAAUACCUUUGGGAUGCCCUGAAAAGAUGCAAUAAGCAGACAAUGCACAUGUGGAAAAUAAUGGCCAGCGUUUAUCCUGUACAAUUUUAUGAGGUUAGCCCUUACUACUGCCUCAAUGCUGGAUGUCCCAAAAAGCCACUAAGAGACUACAUGGGUAUUCUCAAUAGCGAAGACCUUCGCUGGCGUGCCAUCUUGACGAUUGCAACCACAUACUGUACUGCCACAGACCUGACUACUAUACCAAACAUCAAGAAUCUGGUUGCCAUGGACGUUCACAGUGAGCCAUACACGUCGAAUUAUGACCCGCUGGCUCCCAUAGGCGUUAACAACGACGGUCUCCCCUUGCAAGAUGGAUUUGUGCGUGGUUGGAUUGAAUCCAAAGCGUUGCAGCACCUCCGCAUUCUCAGGUUCUACCACCAACACGAAAUGACCGUUGCGGCACUGGGAGCUCUGCGUGAACUGCCGGAGCUCCAGCUCGUUGUUGCCUACGAGUGUAAGAAUAUCACACAAACAAUUCAGAAACGCGAUAGGCCCACAAAUGGCAUUAUUCUCAUAAAAGGAUGGUCGGCCUGCAGACUCGAUUGGUUUUGGGAAACCCACGGGACGUCAAAAACAAUUGAUGAUAACCUCUUGGCCUUGCAUCGUGUGUAUCAGUCUAGUCUGCAAAUGCCCGGAGAUGAGCAUUCCAGAAGACCAUCGUCUCUGCCAACAAAUCUCCCGAUUUUGGAAUUCAAACUAACAACUGUCGACCACAGCAGAAGAGACAGGGUUGUUGUCCGCUCUCGCUAUAAUGCAAAGUCAAUUGUAUUGUUUACUCGAGAUCCUGUGAAGCAAAAGCUCGAUAUCGAGAGGCAGCAAUGUGCGAGGGAGAGGAAGAGGACCGAGCCACCUGAAAGGGGAGAUCGUCCUGCCAAGCGAGCAGUGAUGAAAGAGAGGGGACUAAUGGACACGGAGACUUUGAAUCAGUUCUUUUCGAUGGAUUGUCUAUAG